UAAGAAUUCGAGAAACAAGAUUAAUUAAAUUGAAGUUGAAGAAGUUUAUCAUAAAUAUUGACCCCCUGGUCACACAAACAAAUUUAAAUAGUGUUAUUAUUGUGAACGAUUAGUUUGCUGGUGGUAUUUUACAUGAUUAGUUGUUACUUUAUCUAACGUUGUUAAUUUAAGAGAAAAUUAAGAUGGCAACAGGUGGUGGAAAAAUUGCUUUAAUAUCAGUAUCGAACAAGCUGGGCUUGGUGGAUCUAGGCAAGAACCUCCACAGCCUCGGGUUCACUUUAGUAGGAAGCGGUGGUACCGCAGCCAUUCUAAGAGAUGCUGGUUUACCCAUCAAAGACGUCUCCGAUAUAUCCGGAGCUCCUGAGAUCCUAGGAGGAAGAGUGAAGACGCUACAUCCAGUCGUACACGGAGGAAUCCUAUCUAGAUUAAUCCCGUCAGAUCAAGAUGAUCUGAAGAAGCAGAAAAUCGAAAUGAUCAGAAUCGUCGUAUGCAACUUGUACCCGUUCGUAGAAACCGUUUCCAAUCCCAAUGUAAACCUCGACGAUGCCAUCGAAAACAUCGAUAUCGGCGGCGUUACUCUACUAAGAGCAGCCGCCAAGAAUCACCAAAGAGUCACCGUCAUAACGGACCCCUCUGAUUACUCGAAAGUCAUACAAGAACUCAAAACCAACCCCAACAAAGACACCCUAUUGCAGACCAGGCAAACGUUGGCUCUGAAAGCAUUCACUCAUACAGCAGAGUACGAUGCCCAUAUAUCCGAUUACUUCCGCAAGCAGUUCUCGAACGGCGUGUCCCAGUUGCAACUGAGGUACGGGAUGAAUCCUCACCAGAAACCCGCGCAAAUUUACACGACGUUAGAACAACUACCGCUGACCGUAGUUAACGGUUCUCCGGGUUUCAUUAAUUUGUGCGACGCUCUGAACGGCUGGCAAUUAGUCAAGGAGCUCAAAGCCGCCCUGGGCCUACCGGCAGCUACGAGUUUCAAGCACGUUUCACCGGCUGGUGCAGCUGUAGGUUAUCCUCUAGACGAAACUCAGGCUAAAGUUUGCAUGGUAGACGAUCUUUUAGAGCAGUUGUCGCCGCUCGCUGUAGCUUACGCGAGAGCUAGAGGCGCCGAUAGGAUGUCGUCCUUCGGCGAUUUCGUGGCUUUAUCGGACGUUUGCGACAAACCUACGGCCCGAUUGAUAUCCAGAGAAGUCUCCGACGGCGUCAUCGCGCCCGGUUACACUCCCGAAGCCCUCGAGCUGUUGAAGAAGAAGAAAAACGGGAACUACUGCAUCCUGCAAAUCGAUCCCGCCUACGUGCCGAAUCCCAUCGAAAGGAAAGUUCUGUUCGGGUUGACUUUGGAGCAGAAACGCAACGAUGCCGUAAUCGAUAAGUCGCUGUUUACGAACGUUGUAACGGAGAACAAGAACCUCCCGGAGGGCGGCGUUAGAGAUCUGAUUGUGGCUACGAUAGCCCUGAAGUACACGCAGAGCAACUCCGUGUGCUACGCCAGGGACGGGCAAGUGAUCGGCAUCGGCGCCGGGCAACAGUCUCGAAUACAUUGCACGCGUUUGGCGGGAGAGAAGGCCGACAAUUGGUGGCUGAGACAGCACCCCAAAGUGUUGAGCAUGAAGUUCAAGAAGAACGUGAAGCGCGCGGAAAUAUCCAACGCCAUCGAUAAUUACGUUAACGGGACGGUGGGAAAGGAUAUGGACAGGGCGGCUUUCGAGAAGAUGUUCGAAGAGGUGCCUAUCGAAUUGACGGCCGCCGAGAGGCAAACCUGGCUGAGUAACCUCAACGGAGUGGCGCUCGGAUCUGACGCCUUUUUCCCAUUCAGAGACAACGUCGAUAGAGCUAGAUUGAGCGGCGUUUCGUAUAUCGGUAGCCCGUCAGGAUCCACGAACGACGAAGAAGUCAUUAAAGCUUGCAACGAGCACAAAAUCGUACUAGCCCAAACCAAUUUACGUUUAUUCCAUCAUUAAUUACAUGAAAUCUUUAUUGUUUAUAAUUAAAUUUUCUAUAUUCUAAAUAUAUUGUUAUAUUCAUACAUAAAAUAUACGAUUUAUAUACUUU
This is a messenger RNA of Phyllotreta striolata, 2058 nucleotides long. The record is from the annotation of a GenBank genome assembly. Lineage: Eukaryota; Metazoa; Arthropoda; Insecta; Coleoptera; Chrysomelidae.